Messenger RNA from Pseudoliparis swirei, 2326 nucleotides. RefSeq names its product GTP binding protein 3, mitochondrial (gene gtpbp3). Gene Ontology annotation, cellular component: mitochondrion; cytoplasm. NCBI's taxonomy places the organism in Eukaryota, Metazoa, Chordata, Actinopteri, Perciformes, Liparidae. Bases 88 to 1662 code for a protein of 524 amino acids. Gene Ontology annotation, molecular function: GTPase activity; GTP binding; protein binding. The record is from RefSeq and is a predicted model, not a curated record. The transcript has 11 exons. Gene Ontology annotation, biological process: tRNA wobble uridine modification; tRNA methylation.
UAAGUGAAAUAAGGUAAACGCGAUGAUUUUGUCAAAGAUGGAGCAGAUGUUUAGUUCAAUGUCAGUCUCUAAAAUCAGCCACACCACAUGAACGGUGUCAUAAAUAAUACAAUCAUGCUGCCGUCAAUGUUCCGUGUGAUGUGGAGAGCUGCUGUCUGCGACCUGAGGACAAGAAGAACUCCGGCCUGCAGACGAGUCUUCACCUGCGAUGGAGUCCCAGGUGGGCUGGCGGAUGCGGAGACCAUCUUCUCCUUGUCGUCGGGCCACGGCCGGUGUGGCGUGGCCGUGGUGCGAGCCAGCGGGCCGGCUUCAUCCGCGGCCCUGAGGACCAUGACCAGGCUCAGGGGCAGCCUGCCCCCCCCUCCACGGGAGGCCCUGUUGCGCAACAUCAGGGACCCCCGAUCCAAAGAAGUGCUGGACCGCGGACUCGUCUUCUGGUUCCCAGCUCCACACAGUUUCACGGGAGAGGACAGCGUGGAGUUCCACCUCCACGGCGGUCCCGCUGUCAUCACUGCUGUUCUUCGCGCUUUAGGAAGCGUGCCUGGCAUGAGACCUGCUGAAGCUGGGGAGUUCACACGGAGGGCCUUCCAGGCGGGGAAGCUGGGUUUAACAGAGGUGGAGGGGCUCGGGGAUCUGAUCCACGCCGAGACGGAGGCCCAGAGGAGGCAGGCGCUCCGGCAGAUGUCCGGAGACCUGGGACGCCUCUACCUGGACUGGAGCCACACACUGAAGAGGGCUCUGGCUCACGUCGAGGCCUUCAUCGACUUCAGCGAAGACGAGCUCAUCGAGGACGGGGUCCUGGACCAAGUGGACGCCUGGGUGUGCGACCUGCAAGCGGAGAUUGAGCGCCACCUGCAGGAUGAGCGGAGGGGCGAGCGGCUGCGCGGCGGGGUGCAGGUGGUCAUCGCCGGAACCGCCAACGCCGGGAAGAGCAGCCUCCUCAACGCGCUGUGCCAGAGACCGGCAGCCAUCGUUUCGCCCGUCGCCGGCACCACCAGAGACGUCGUGGAGACGGCGCUGGACAUCGGCGGCUUCCCCGUCCUGCUGAGUGACACCGCCGGCCUCAGGGAGAGCCCCGACCUGGUGGAGCGGGAGGGGGUUCGCCGGGCCCGGGAAAGAGUGGAUCAGGCCGAUCUGACCCUGGUGGUCGUGGACUGUGCUGAUCUCCCUCCUGAUGCAGAGCGAGCUGCAGCCUUCCUCCAGGGGUACCUCAGCAGUGUGCUGCCCCCUCAGGAGCAGCCGCAGUCAGUAUUUCCGGCGUCUCUGUUGGUGCUGAAUAAAACGGACCUGCUGCCUGAGGCCCAGCGGCUGGCGCUGGACCGGGAGCUGAGGGGGGUCUCCGGUUUGCCUCCCGUCUGCCACAUCUCUUGUCUCACUAGUGAGGGGCUGCAGGACUUCCUCUCAGUGCUGCACGCCAGUGUCAAGACUCUGUGUGGCGACCCUCUGGCGUGCGCCCCCACCCUGACCCAGGCCCGCCACAGGGCCCACCUGCAGCAGUGCUGUGCGGCGCUGGCUCAGUACCGGCGCUAUCGAGGCGGUGACCUGGCGCUGGCGGCCGAGGGCGUCCGGCUGGCUCUCACCAGUCUGGGCCGGAUCACUGGACGCGUCGGGGCCGAGGAGAUCCUGGACAUCAUCUUCAAAGACUUCUGCAUCGGGAAAUAGUCGACGUGAAACGCAUGAAAUAUUAUCUCGGAGAGGAAGAGCCGCGUUUGAUCCCAGAGUCCUCGGCGCAGAGCGGGCCCCGCCCCGUCAUUGUGCAGCGUUGAGAGGCCCGAAAGGUCAAAAGAAUUCAAGACGAAGGACUAUUUUGGUUUGACGUUGCUGCUCGGUGGCAGACUGAAGUCGUUCUCACAGGAUAACAGGUGCCUCGGACGAGCCGCGACCGUCUUGAAUGGUCAUGCAAAAAUAGCUCCUGAUAGCUGAGCAUUGGGCGAGAUCAUUUACAAUGAAGCGGCAAACCUCUGCAAGGUCACACGGUUUGGAUGUUUACGUGUGUGUGUAAAAUUGUGUCCCCACGUGACACCUUCUGGUCAAGUCCUCACGGGUCUACAAGUUCAAGUUUGUGUGUGUGUGGUAUUAUGUCCGCAAUAAUGGCGAUAAUGUGUGUUUUCAUAACAAAUCAAAUGUAGGACAUGAAUAAGAGGCCACAGAAGAAAGAAGGGUAAUAGGAUUGCCUUUAUACCUAAAUUAUUAAUUUAUAUUCACAACUGGUGCAACAUUAAUAGCAUCUUAUAGCUCUUCGUGCUUCUGGACCUUGUUUUACAUGUCAUUACAUGUUUGAAGACUCAUCAGGUUGUUACUGUAAAUAAAAUGGAAGUAAGGCUCA